Messenger RNA from Nasonia vitripennis (jewel wasp), 2283 nucleotides. Its product is annotated as COMM domain-containing protein 7. The record is from RefSeq and is a predicted model, not a curated record. Lineage: Eukaryota; Metazoa; Arthropoda; Insecta; Hymenoptera; Pteromalidae. Bases 510 to 737 code for a protein of 75 amino acids. The transcript is spliced from 2 exons.
GCUCAUUUCUGACAAAAUGAAUUUUACUUAUUUUGCAGUUAACUAUAGCGGAGCCGUUAAAAAUUACUAUGGAGCAGUAUUAUAUGGAUGUAGAGCAGUUUGGAGCAGUUUGAAAUAUUGUUUAUUUAAAAAGAUAUGGCUGUAUCAAAAUUAAGAUAAUUUAUUUUUUUUCCCAAAUCUUUAUUGAUUUUUCAUUAGAAAUAUAAGGUGGAGCAGUUUAAUCUGGCGAUGUUUUUGGAUAGAGCUAAUUAAAAUACAUCGGUCAGUAUUUUUAUUAUUAGAAAAAAUAUACUUUUAUAGGCUGGGGCAGGGGGGGUUCGUCGGGGUGUUGUAAAUAUAACCUCAAAUCUGAAUAACUAUAAGAUAAACAUUUGUGAAUGUCAAGCAGCCAAAAAACCAUAUAUUAUUUUAGGUAUACUUAGUUAUGAUUUUUUAAAGAGAUUGAACGUAUCAAUGUUGCUGAGUACGUAGCAUAGAGUAUAGUGAAAAGUUACAAUUACUGGCGCAAAAUGGAGGAUAUACCACUCAAUAAAAUUGUAGAUGUUUCCUGGCGUUUUGGAGUAACAGUAGCGAGUAGUGGAACAGAUGAAGUUGGAAAAAACUUUCUACAAUUAAAAGUUCUUUAUGAUGAUGAUGGUAAUACAAAAUCUAUUUUCACAGAAAUGAAUUUAAAUCAGUUUUACAAAUUUCUACAUGAUUUGGAAAAAGCAAAAACUAAUUUAGAUAUUUUAAUGUAAUGGUUAUAAUAAUGCAAAAAUAUUGUUAAAUAUAUAUGCGAAUCUGUAUAUAGUAGAAAAAGAAUGUUUUAUAAAAAAAAACUAUUUUAUUAAUUACAUAGAUUUUGAGACCUAUAAUAGAUAUAAAAAAAAUAUACUUUCUUCUAAGCUACUCUAAUCAGUCCUCUAUAGUAGACAAAAUUAAUAAUUGGUUAACUUUUUUGGCUCAUACUGAUUGGUAAUCUGAUUGAGCUAUCACAGUUCUAUGCAUGAUUAUGCAUAAUUUCAUAAUUGAUCUUAUUUUAUUUUCUACAAUACUCAUAAGUGUAUGCAAGUAAUGUCUGAAUAACUAUUUGGGAAUUGAUAUAAAAGUUAUAAUAAUUGGAAACCUAAACCUAAUUUUACUUAAAGCACUUUGUGAUAGAGAUACUUCUACAUUUCUAUUUCUAUAUACAAAAAAGUCAUUUUGGAAGUUUCAUUGUGUAAUGGACAUACAAAAUGAUGUUCAUUAGUUGUCAACUAUAAGUUCUCAAAUUGUUAAUAGUGAUUAUUUUCCCUUGCAGUCGGUUUCUUGUGAUCUGAAAUAGAAAAUUUUAAAAAUGUAUUUUAUGUUAAAAUAAUGUGUAUAUAAAACUUAGUUUUGGGUAACCUUUUUUUCAUUUAAUAUUUAUACAAACAAAGAAAGCAAGAAACAUGCAACAGAAUAACCGAUUACAAGCAAAACAUUUCUAAGUUAUAUACUUACACUUAGUAGUUUACUACAAAUUAUUGUCCAAAAAUAAGCUUAUAUUAAAAAUAUUCAAAAUACAAGUCGAGUUUUAAAUAUUUAUAAAAAUAUUAAUUACUAAGUAAUAUCUAAACUAAUACAUGCAAAAGCAAAAUAGGAAGGAAUACGAUGGACGAACAGCGAGUACAAAAACUGAUUAAACAUUUUUAUUACGUUUCAUAACACAGGUUUGUAUAUAUAUAUAUAUUAAAUGUACAAUUAAGUUAGCGCUUGCCUCUCGCUUUCAUAGUCGUCCAUUAGUAUUUCAGUAAGCACCGCCACGUAAAAAUUUUUCGUCAGAGAAAAAAUAUCGAUGUGUUUUGCAUUUGUAUAACAUUUUUAUUGUAUUACUUGACAUCGAUAUUUUUUUAAGUAAUCUAAGUCUUUACAAUAAAGUUUAUAAUCAUGGCAAAACAUCAAAUACUACUGUAUAAUAAUAUUUGUACACAAUAGUUUAAAUGAAUGUGUUUGUAUCAAUUUGCAAAGGAAUGCUGCAGUGCAAUUAAUACUGAUAGCUGUACAUUGUACAAUACAUAUGGCACAUGAAAUUGAAAAACAAUAAAGCUUGGAAAAUUAAAAUAUACCUACGAUUGAUUGAGCAACUUCGAGUAUUAAACGUUAUGAAUAUAAUUUCAAAGUGUGAUAAAUAAAUUAAUCAGUUUUUCUAUUCAUGAACGAUGGUCAAUUAAUGUCAGUUAUAACAUAAAAGUAAUCAUACUGGUAUAAUGCUCAAUCAUUAGUAGACUAAAUAUUAUGCAUUACAAAUUUAAAUAAAAAAGAAACUAUACACACAUAAAAAAG